AUGACGACCUCAGAACCCAAGGACCUGUCUCAGAAACAUGAACCUAUCGCGAUUAGUCUGGCACAGGCUCUCAAGCUAGUAGGAGCACUGUUGACCCUGAAGAUAUUGCAUGCUGUGGCGCUGGUCUUUCGCAUAGAGCAAGCAGCAGCACGGAACCCGGUUCAGAGAGCCAUCCAUCGCAGAGAGCGGCAAAUCGUACAGAUCUUUCUAUCUUCAAUUCCGGAAAGCUACUACGUACCGAUCAUCGGGAACUUCUUCUCCAACGAUCUUCCCUUAACCUCCAUCGCAACUAAUUCGAUUUCGAUUCAGCAGUCCCAGAGACCGACAAAUCCGGCGGAAGCACAGUCUACCGAGAGGACAUCGUCCAACCAGAACAGUCUGCUGAUGCAAGUCUCCUCCAGUAUUGAGCCAGCAGUCCGCAUGUCUCAGGGGCUCGUGGAUCGUGAGGCAGAGCUCGCCAAAAACAAAUCGGAAAGUGGCAUGGACUCAAUGAUUCCAGCGGCUGGCAGCGAUUCCCUUUACUCCAACACGACGAUAAAAAGAAGUACUUCUGUGCGAAGAAUGUAUUCGCGUUCCUCGAGCAUGCAGAAGGCUAUGGCAGGUUCGGCGGCACAGUAUGCCAAACUUGUGUCUGGCAGGCCACAAUUCAGCACCACCAGCCGGCCAAUGUCGAUGGAGUCCACAGAUGGACAGCAGCCUCGACCGACCGAUGACUCCGCGGACGACCAGGCUCUGCUUGAAAUGGAGACUUUACGAGCAACCCACUCGGUGGAAAGUUUUCCUGGAAAAUUUCCCAUCAGUGAUGGACUGGAGUUUAGUUCUCUUGCCACGGCACCACACCAUAUAAGAGGCCGAGGAACCACUUCUGUCAGGCCGUUUUCGGAUGUUUGA
Molecule: messenger RNA, 891 nt
Organism: Aspergillus viridinutans
Lineage: Eukaryota; Fungi; Ascomycota; Eurotiomycetes; Eurotiales; Aspergillaceae
Exons: 1
Coding region: 1-891 (296 amino acids)
Source: RefSeq, a predicted model, not a curated record